AUGGAUAAAACAAAGAGAAAAACUUUUAUGUUUAUUCCUUCUGAAUUAACUGAACUCAGUCUACUGAAAAAUCAAAAAUCAAAAUUUUCAAAUAUCACCGAUUUUUACUCACUUGGUUAUAAAAUACCUGAAAUAUAUGGCAGUCAAUCAAAUGACAAGGAAGUUGUACUGAUUUUGGGCUUUUAUGAUUCAUUCACUGAGAAAAAUGAAGUAUGCUCUUAUUGUUGUGUAAAAAUUCAAUCUAAUGAUAAUCUACAUAUUUGUGCUCAAAGUCUUAAAAAGUAUAAAUUUGAUCGUUCAUGUAUUAAAACUUAUUAUCCUUUAUUAACCAAUGAUUCUUAUAUAUGGAUUAGUCUUGAUAUGAAUAAAUUACCAUCAUUAUUAAAACAUGGUAUUCUUAUGAAAUAUUCUACAUUAUAUUAUUCUCAAAAGAAUAAUAAUAAUAAUAAUGAUAAUAAUCAUUUAAUAUUCAAUGAUUCGAAUAAUUGGUUAUAUUCAAUGAUGAAUAAUGAAAUUGGUCAAUCAUUAUGUACACUUAUACUAUGGUCUAAUCAAUUUAUAAUAGACUAUAAUACACUUUGUUAUAAUCAAUUGAAUUAUGAAAGAAAAUCUUCACGGCAAUAUUCCCGUUUCAUUGAGAUAAUAUUACAGAUUUUCAGCAAAUUGUUUAACAAAACAAUUCAAAUGAGUUAUACGUUAUUAUUAAUUAAAUACCAAUAUGAUACGUCAAAGAAAUCAUCUACAUUCUGUACAAAUUGUCUAAAUAAGUUAUCCAAUACUACUACUACUAAUACUACUACUACUACUACUACUAUUGAUAAUAGUAGUAACAUCAGUACCACAAAUCAUUCUUCUAUGUCAUAUAUUCACUAUUCAAAAGUGUUAUCAUUGUCAAAUUUUGUACCAGAUCCUAGUCUAGUUAUAUUUUGUGCUAUACAAUUAUUAAUUUUAAUGUUAUGUUUAAUUACAGUACCACAUAGUCAUCAUCAUACUGGUAAUAAUAAUAGUAAUUUUGAAUGCUGUACACUUAAUGUAAAUAAAUCAUCAUGUCAAUUUUCUUCAUGUAAUACUAUUCAAUCAAAUUAUAACACUGCUACUACUACUACUACUACGACUACUACUAAUACAGCUAUUAGUAGUAGUUGGUUACCGAAUGAUUUAAAUUGUAAAAUUAUUCCUACAUUAGGCUUAUUUUAUUUAGAUAAAAAUGAAGAAAAUUAUACAUUAACAUUAUCAUCAACAAAUCUCUCAUCAUCAUCCUCAUCUUCCUUGUCUUCUUCAUCUUUGAUAUUGUAUAAUUCUACAAAAGAAUUAAUGAACUAUCUAUCACCAUCAACAGAUUACUGUCAAAUGAAUAUACUUUAUCGUUAUGUUGAAUAUUUCACAUGUGAAUUAACACGUCUUCUAUUAUGGCUUGAACAGGAUACUAUUGAAUUGACUACAUUACAUUUAACAAGCUUUUAUAUAUAUGCUACACAUUUACUUCGUUUACAAUUGAAAACAAUAUCAGCUUCAUGGCGUUUAUGUCGUAAUAUUUCUAAAUGGAACCCGUUACGUAAUCGUGUUGAUAAAAUACCAGAUAUGUAUCUUGAUGCUAAUGAAUUUUUCUUAUCAGUUAGUUCAUUACAGAAGAAAAUUUCAUCAUCGUCAUCUCCAUCAUCACCGACAAUGUUACCGACAGCUACUACAUCAGGAUUUUUCAAUGAUAAAAAUCACUAUCAAAAACAAGAACCAGGAACGUCAAUUGUGAGACAAAAUAAUGUACUGUAUAAAUUUAUUUCCCAUAAAAAAGAUUCUGAUAUUAUUCUAUGUGAGCAAUUGACUAAACAAACAUGUGGAUUAUACUUGGAUCGUUUAUUAGUUUCUACUUUAUUGGGUCUUGCUAUUGGAUUGUGUUUAUUUACUACAACAAUAGCAUUUUACAUUACAUUUGCAUCUGUUCAAUUGGUUUUACUACUGAUUAAAAAUAGUUUAAAAAGUUUAGUUUGGUUUAUCAUGGAUUUCCCAUUGGAAUCUUUAAUAUGCUGGUUAUUGAACAGUUCAAAUUAUCAAACUAAACUAAUUUUGGAAGCACCAAGAACGGAUUCAAAAUAUUUUCCAUUUUUACAAUUAAAAGUAACUAGAAUUGAUUUCAAUGAAAUGUAUAACCAAUAUCAUUUACUGCAUAAACCAUUAUUUCCAUCAAAUUCUUUAUCUUUCAUGGAAAUAUUCUAUCGUCUUCUAUCUGCUCAAGAUAUUCGAUAA
This is a messenger RNA of Schistosoma spindalis, 2244 nucleotides long. The record is from the annotation of a GenBank genome assembly. NCBI's taxonomy places the organism in Eukaryota, Metazoa, Platyhelminthes, Trematoda, Strigeidida, Schistosomatidae.